CUCAUUUGCCAUAAACGCGAACGCUGUGCAUGCAAAUUCAGCUCUUAUAAACCGUUGUGUAGCUAUAUCUAUAGUUGAGUUUUAUUGUUUAAAAGUGCAUAACAACAAAAUUAUAGGAGCAAGGAUUGUCGAAAAAUUGUUUGCAGCCUGAAAUCAUUCCAGUUAAACAAAUAAGCAGAAUUCCAAAAUGCCAGAACAAACCGCCGAGCAGGAAUCUCAGCCACAGACGGCAACGACAGCUACAACACAGGAUUCAAAGUCAGCAGAUGCUUACGAUUCGAGCAUGUUGCCCGAUAUGCUGCCCGUCUACUACAGACGUCUCUUUCCCCACGAACCCUUCUAUCGCUGGCUUAACUAUGGCCACUCUGAGGACAACAUCUUUGUGAAUCGUGAGAUUUCGUUCACACUCCACGAUGACAUCUACAUACGUUAUCUGUGCUUUGAGACGCAAGCGGAGCUGGAGAAGGAAAUCUGCUCCCGUAAUCCCUACAAAAUUGACAUUGGCGCCGUCUUAUCCACUAGACCCAAGAAUUUCCGCACUGUUCCCGGUGGCUUAACGCCUGUGCAGCGUGAAUUAGUAUUUGAUAUCGAUGCCACGGACUAUGAUGAGAUACGUAAUUGCUGCUCUGGGGCUGAGAUCUGUCUUAAGUGCUGGAAAUUCAUGGUGGUGGCAGCGCGUGUUCUCGAUGUUGCUCUCCGUGAAGAUUUCGACUUUGAGAACUUGCUGUGGAUCUUCUCGGGUCGUCGUGGUAUCCAUUGCUGGGUCUGCGAUCACACGGCACGUCAUCUGGAUGGACGAGCUCGCGCCGCUGUCGCCGAGUAUCUCAACAUACUCACCUACACCAAUAAUACGGCUCGAGUGCAGCUCAAUGAUCGUACGCAUCACAGUUUGCGACGUGCGCUUAAGAUUGUGGAACCCAUGUUCGAGGAGAUUAUACUGGAGGAUCAGAAUCUCUUUGGCACACCCAAAGGUGUUCAAAAGCUGCUGCAAAUGAUUAGCGACGAAGGCGCACGCAACGAUCUCGAGGCGUAUCUCCAGAAGACGCACGAGGACGGCGCCCACUCCAAGCUCGUCUGGGAGAGCUUCGUGCGCUAUGCAAACUCAAUGCGCACUAGCGCAGCAAACAUUUGGAGUCGCAAGCUCAAGAACAUUGUGCAGGAGGUGCAGCUGUGUCUGCUCUAUCCGCGACUUGACAUCAAUGUCACAAAGGGUUUCAAUCACUUGUUGAAGGCGCCCUUCUGCAUCCAUCCUGCCACUGGCAAAGUGUGUUUGCCUUUCAGCGCCACAGCUGCAGCUAAAUUUGAUCCAACUACAGUGCCAACGAUUUCGCAGCUGCUGCAGGAGAUCAAUGCUCACGAUGACAAGACCAAGAGCUACAUGGAAGCGCCCGAGGAUAAGAGUCGCAUCAAGGAUUACAAAAAGACGAGUAUGUUCAAAGGUGUUGUUGUUUUCGAAGAGUUUCUGCGCAAACUCGAGCGUAAUUUCAACCCCAAAACAAUGGAAUUUUAA
Molecule: messenger RNA, 1510 nt
Organism: Drosophila nasuta
Lineage: Eukaryota; Metazoa; Arthropoda; Insecta; Diptera; Drosophilidae
Gene: Prim1
Product: DNA primase small subunit
Exons: 3
Coding region: 188-1510 (440 amino acids)
Biological process (GO): DNA replication, synthesis of primer
Source: RefSeq, a predicted model, not a curated record